Anneissia japonica is the source of this 2924-nucleotide messenger RNA. RefSeq names its product E3 ubiquitin-protein ligase TRIM71-like. The transcript is spliced from 2 exons. Bases 115 to 2289 code for a protein of 724 amino acids. Gene Ontology annotation, molecular function: protein binding; ubiquitin-protein transferase activity; zinc ion binding. Lineage: Eukaryota; Metazoa; Echinodermata; Crinoidea; Comatulida; Comatulidae. The record is from RefSeq and is a predicted model, not a curated record. Gene Ontology annotation, cellular component: nucleoplasm; chromatin. Gene Ontology annotation, biological process: positive regulation of DNA-templated transcription.
GCCAUAUUUACCAGACUACUUGAAUUAAACAUACUGUACUGAUACUAAGGAUUAAAUAAAGCGAACCUUUUGGAUUUUCAAAAUAUCAAAAUAUUCGGAUUGAAAAAUUCCAACAUGGCUGAAAGUCAGCAGGAAUCCGUUGAAGAUACAAAUACUGGUAAAUGUCAAAUUUGCCUAAAAACAUUUAAAGAAUUAAAAAUACUAAAGUGCAAACACAGCUUCUGCAUUUGUUGCCUUCACAACUGGUUGAAAGAAAAGGGUGAACUGGAAUGCCCAAGCUGUCGCCAAAUCCAUUCUGUUCCUGAUGGUGGACUUCAAGAACUACCAUCAAAUACCAUUGAAGCGGAAACAUCAGAAAACCUGAUUAGAGAUCACAACAACAUCAAGUGCUGUUGUGGUAAAUGCAAUGCAGACUUCUACUGUGAGGAUUGUAACCAGUAUUUGUGUACUUCUUGCAAAACUACUCAUGAAUUAUUUCCUGCACUCAAGAACCAUACACUACAGCCAAUCAAUGCUAUGCUACUUUCCACAGAAGCAAUGCACCAGCCAAUGUGUCCACAGCAUGAGAAAGAGUUGGAAUAUUAUUGCAAAGUUUGUAAAACUCCAAUUUGUCAAAAGUGUGCUAAUAUUGAGCACACUGAAGAUGAUGGACAACAUGAAACAAUCAGAGCAUCUCAUGCAUUCUCAGGUUUAAGAAUAUCAUCAAAUGCUUUGAUGAUUCAGGUGGAAGUCCAUAAACAACAGGCUCAAGAAGUAAUAAGCAAAUGUAUGGACAAUGCCUCUGAGCUUAGUAAGAGGAGAAAUGAUAUUAUAAAAGACAUUAACACCACUGUAGAAGAAAUGGUUAAAUUAGUCAGUGAAACAGGUAAAGCAUUGGAAGAUAAGUUAAAAGAUGUCUGUGAAGCAAAGGACGAGAAAAAUAACUCCCAAAUUGAUGAACUCAAAUCAACUAUAUCAGAUGUUGAAGAAAAACAAGAUUGCAUCACAAAAUUAUUGAAAAGUGGUAAAGUAACAACCCUCCAUACAUGCCAACAGGCAAUACAAGAACUGCAACAAAAGAUUGCUGUCUUACCAGAAAGACAACCUAGAGAUGAUGGCAAGAUAUUUUUUUCUUCAAGAACAGAUCAAAUAGUGAGUUCUUUCAAGGAAAAUGGAAUAGGUACAGUUAGUGAAAAGCCAAAUGCAAAUAUCUUUGAAAUUGUAUCUGCAAAUCCAGUGAGAUGUUAUGGAAGUUUUUAUGUUGAAAUUGCUCAAAGACAUAAAUGUGAAAUAGAUAUAAAUGACCUGAGUGCAGUACACCUAUUAAAAAAGCCAAUAGAAAUGGAUUAUACAUACAAGGCAGAAAUUGUAAAAUCUCAGGGGAAAUAUUUUUUGAAAGGGUCCUCAAUGAAAGAUUUGACAUUGGAUGUCAAGCUUUGUGAUUCUCCAAUAAAAGGAUCUCCAAUACAAAUACAAAUUAUAAAACAUUCCAGGUAUUCAUACAGUGCUGCAACUGUUUAUCUAGCUAAAGAUAUUAUGGGUUGUAGCAGUAUAAAAGAUUUAGUGAUGUCUGAAAAUGGUUGGUUUUUAGUUGUGUGUAACUCAAAUUAUGUCUUAAAAUUUGAAAAAUCUGGAGCCUUAUUAAGUACAAUAACAUUACCAGAAGUUUCAAAGGUUAAUCAAAUAUGCAAAUUGAGAAACAAUAACCUGAUGUUUUAUGACUACGGUAAACAAAACAUACAGAUUUGCAAACAAGAUGGUCAAGUAAUCAAAUCAAUAAAUUUAGAGUCACCAAAAAGGAAUUGUUUAUCACUUGGUAUUGACAUGAAUGAAAACUUAAACUUAGUGUAUGUCGCUAAUCAAACUGCAAAUUGUGUGCAGGUAUACAGCUUAGAAAGUCUUCUUAAGGUGUCAUCCAUUGGAUCUAAGGGUGGUCUUGAAGGACAAAUGAAUAGACCUUCUGAUGUUGCUGUCACAAAAGAAGGAAAUCUUAUUGUGUCUGAAAGAGACAAUCACAGACUGCAACUAUUUGAUAUUGAUGGUCAAUUCAUCAAAAUUCUUAUUGGUGGAGGAGAUAAAGAUGGUAUGGUGAUAAGACCAACCAGAGUAAGUGUUGAUGAUGAGGACAACAUUAUUGUAGCAAGUGAAAGCAAAGUGCAGUUAUUUGACAAUCAUGGCAAUUUCAUUAAAGUGAUUCAUCAAAUUAUUAAUGAAAAAAAACAAUUUGCAAUUUCAAUUGUCUCUCACUUCCCCCGAAAAAUCGCAUUAGCAGAAAUAGAUUCACUUACGAUCAGUGUACAUCAAUACUAAGAGACAAAAUUCAACAUUGUGAAGAUUAGAUUACUGUAAAUUAUCAGGGAACUGUACUGGAAAGUAUUAAAUACUGUGUUAUUGUGUUUUUGAGGCAUUUAAAUUAUUGGGUCCCUAUUCAUUAUUUUUCCCUUACAACUAUUCUCUUAGCAUACAGACCUAUUCACAACCAACCUUGAGCAAUUUUGCAAAAUGUAGCAUUUGAAAAUGAACUAAAAAGAAAAUAAAUUGAUGCUGUUUAAGAUAGUGUGAAACAAAAAGUAAUACAAGCCAUAUAUUCUUAUCAAAGAUACCUACAUGAACAAUGACAAUUCUUUUGAAACUUUUAAUCAUAAUGGCUUUUAUCACAAUCUGUUCUUUGUUUUACUGAUGUUUCUAUGUAUAGUUUGUGUUAGGCAUUAGGUGUUAAGCUGAGCAUUUGCGAGUGCUGCCGAAACAAAAGUAUGAUGUUUAAAUGAAUGUUAAACAAUCACCUAAAUAGCUGUAUAUUACAGGACUUUUGUAAGACUGUACACCUGCACUAUUAUAAAAAACCUUGCUAUAUGAAAUAUUUCUUAUAAAUUAACUUUCAUAAUGUUAUUGAAAUCUUUGUUUUCCUACAGUGUAUAGAGUUUGUUAAUGUAUUUAAAAAGCUU